Molecule: messenger RNA, 1186 nt
Organism: Leptomonas pyrrhocoris
Lineage: Eukaryota; Euglenozoa; Kinetoplastea; Trypanosomatida; Trypanosomatidae
Exons: 1
Coding region: 271-504 (77 amino acids)
Source: RefSeq, a predicted model, not a curated record
AGUCAGAGUUGUCGCCCACCCUCAUUGUCACUAUCAUUACCUUCAUCAUCAUCGUCAUUGGUGUCUUCAAUUCUCGCAUCGAAAAGGUUUUUGUUAUCACGUGAAGUUUUUUGUUGUUCGUUUCUCUCGUAGAGAAGAAUACGGCUGCAAUUGCACCUCUUUCCGUAUCUCGCUUUCUUCGUAUACCUUUUUCUGUUGUUUUCGAUAAAAGACCUUUUCUCUCGUCGAAUUGAAAUUUUUUUUCCCUCUCUUUCCGUACAGCUUCAUACCAUGUUUCUCACCUACACUUUCGCGCCCAUCUGGGCUGGUCUGAUCUCCCUCCUGACCUUCCUCGUUCUCCGUCACUUCGAUCCUGUGGAUUUGAACCAGUACACGGAGAAGAUGCACGGCGUUCCGCCGGUGGCGUGCUGCCUCGCGGUGCUGAUCCCCCUCGUGGUCCUCGUCGCCUACGAUUUCGCGCUGAAGCUGGGCCCGAAGCCGUCGCGCUACAGUAUCAAGAUGUGAGAAAGUGCACGUGAGUGGGAGAGAAAGAAAAGAAGUCAAAGUCUGUCCAUAUUGCAGGAAGGGGCAAUUGCCGUUCUCUGCUGCACAGCUCUUGCUUUCUCUCUUCCCCCCCCCCCCCUCCCUGCCAUGCACUCUCCCGCUUCAGGGCGUUCCUGCAUACGUGGGUAAACAACAAGAAAGGGAGUCGUGUUGCUUUUGGUAGCAGCGCGCAGCUUUCGGUUGGUGUGACUCGAUGAGCGUGUGAGGGACGACGCUACUCAAAAUAAUAACGAAAGGGAAAAUGGAGGCGGUACAGGUGUUUGUACGUGUUGUAGCGAGUUUAAAAGCAAAAGCAAAAGAAAAACGCAUCUGGUCUAGCCGGAUUUGCCGUUUUUUGUGUUUUUAAUUUAUUUUUCCUCCAAGCAUCAAAAAGGAAACGAAAGUGAUUUGUAACUAACGGCCAAAAGAAAAAGAAGGAAACACCGUUUUCCGUUUGAGUACGUGCUUUUCUUCUUUCAUCUUCUUUCUUCUUUGUUGCUCCAUGUGUGGCGCACCAAAAGCGACGUUACUAUCGCACGAAAGGAGAGCUAAGGCGCUACAUGUAGGCUUAGCUUCCUUGAGAAGUAACCGCAAAUUUUUAUUUUGUUUCUUUCGGUGUCUCUCGCUUUUGAUAGGGAGGUCGGAGAGCGGCUUCGGAUUCGUG